Messenger RNA from Penicillium chermesinum, 318 nucleotides. RefSeq lists its product as uncharacterized. The record is from RefSeq and is a predicted model, not a curated record. Bases 1 to 318 code for a protein of 105 amino acids. NCBI's taxonomy places the organism in Eukaryota, Fungi, Ascomycota, Eurotiomycetes, Eurotiales, Aspergillaceae. The transcript has a single exon.
AUGCGCCCACGCGUGGGCUUCGAUGUGUCAGCUGCACCAAGCUCCGAAUUCAAAGCUUCUUGGUUUUGCCCCCCCAAAACAGUAAAGUUGGUCUGUGUUGCGAUUGUCUCGGGAGGUUUAAGGGCUGCCACUUUUGCCCCAGAAGGAGCGGUGAGUCCGGGUUACGAGCGGGAUACAAUGGGGACCUUUGGGCACCCCUCACAACUGCCAAUAAUAACCACAGAUCUCAGGAUCGUACGAGUAAGCACUGUGUCCUACGUUCCUACAGUAGACCUGCAACUAGAGACCCGGCGAGACCGAGCCCGACCGCAGCCAUGA